Messenger RNA from Aquila chrysaetos chrysaetos, 6775 nucleotides. RefSeq names its product anillin actin binding protein (gene ANLN). The coding region runs from base 89 to 3400 and encodes 1103 amino acids. The record is from RefSeq and is a predicted model, not a curated record. Lineage: Eukaryota; Metazoa; Chordata; Aves; Accipitriformes; Accipitridae. The transcript has 24 exons. Gene Ontology annotation, cellular component: actomyosin contractile ring. Gene Ontology annotation, biological process: actomyosin contractile ring assembly; septin ring organization; mitotic cytokinesis.
UUCAAAUCUGAGGAGCGGUUGGGGUGGUGGUUUCGCCACUCUCGGGCGGCCUGAGGGAGCGUGAGCAGCAGCAGCAGCAGCAGCAGCGAUGGACCCGUUCACUGAGAAACUCCUUGAAAGAACCCGUGCCCGGAGAGAGAACCUGCAGAAGAAAAUGGCUGAGCGGCCCAAGACAGGACUGAGACCCACAAUGCAGACCAAGAGGGUCAGAGAGCCUUUGUUAGAAACUGGUAACCAGGCACCUCUUCCUGGUGAAGAAGUGAAACCUGGUACAAAGCCAUCACCAUCAAAGAGGCUCUGCCCUAACAAUAUGGAGACUCAAGCUUCCAGUUCGGAGAACAUACAGCCAGUUCCCUCAAGUUCCACAAGCAAUCAUUAUCCUGAGAUGACUUCAGAGUUGCAUGUAACUGCUUCUAACAGGGCUUCAUUGGUUCAGCCUCUUGAGAAAGGAAAAACAAACACCAAGUCAGAAACUCCUGCAGUCCUUUCAGUCAAAACACGUAUGCAGAAAUUGGCAGAACAGCGACGCUACUGGGAUAGCGAGGAUCCCUCUGAAUGUGUUCCUCUGUCUCCCCUCCAGUCAAAAGAUCUGUCUGUUUCUCCACCUAAGCAGACAUCUAGUGCCCUGGCAAGUGAUACCCCUAUUGGGAGAAGAGGCCGUUUAGCUAACCUUGCUGCUACAAUUGGUUCCUGGGAAGAUGACCUAAGUCAUCCAUCUGCAAAGCAAAACAAUGCACAAGAACAGCCUGGCACUACUUGUUUAUCCAAAUUGUCCACUACAAGUGGAGCAUCUGCUAGAAUCAAUAGUAGCAGUGUAAAGCAGGAAGCUGCAUCCUGUUCUCAAAGGCUUGUUGAGGCUUCUAUUAAUAAACCAGCAAACUCAAAGACAGAGGAUUCAAACAAUUUUUUAACACAAUCCUCAAGAGUCACUGUUCCCUGUUCUAAAGAAUCUGAACUACGACAACAGCUAACAGAGAAUCCCUGCAGCCCUCAGAAAGCUGAAAAGCGUACACAAACAGCAAAAUCAACUUUGCCUCAACCAGUUCAGUCCAAAGUAGAGCCAGUCAAAGGAACACAUGUGCAACUUGAACCUAAGGCUAAACCCACAACACCAGGGGGAUCAGGAAUUAAGCCCUUCCUGGAACGCUUUGGGGAGCGCUGUCAAGAGCGUAGUGCACAGAGUCCUGCUACGAAUACUUCAGGGUGCAGAACACCCAUUGUUACCCCAAAUACAAGGACAAUCCAGGAAAGGCUUCUCAAACAAAAUGAGAAUUCCUCUACUGCCAGUUUAGCACUCCAGCUUAAGCAGGAACGUGAACGAGAACUUGCAUGCCUUCGUGGCCGGUUUGAUAGGGGCAAUCUGUGGAGUGCGGAGAAAAGUGAUAGUUCGAAGAGAAAACUUCCAGAAGCUAAAAUGGAAAGCCAAUCUCAGGCUAGUCCAAAACAUCCUCCUAGUUCAGAUGCCACUGCUUUUGGAUCAGCAGAAGACAAACCAGCAGGUGACAUGCAAGCAAAGUCUCCCAGUGUGGAAUCUUCAGAUGCUUCUAAAUGUGAACAGACUGAUAAACCCAGUCCUCUGAAGAUCACUGAGCCAAAGAGCCCUGUAAAAGCGAUGUCUAUCUCAAAACUUGAACAACUAGCUGAGAAACCGAAAGAUGAAGUAUACGAAAUUGAAAUGAGUGUGGAUGAUGAGAUGAAUAGCUCAAAAGUGAUAAAUGAAAUUUUUGAAGUUCUUCAAGAGGAUGGUCCAGACAUAGAAAAGCUGAAGAAAGAAAUGAGCAUGAGCUUGGAAGGUGAAAGUGAUGAGGAGGAGCAGGAAGAGUCACUGAAUAUUUCAUCAAUGUCUCUGUUAACCCCUCUAGUGGAAUCUGUUGGUCCAGAGGCCUUUGUCUCUCCUUGUAAGUCAACUGUUGAAGGUAGUAGUAUCAGUGAUAUAAGUCUGAAGUCUGAAAAAUUCCAAAGGACUAAAGUCCCCAGGGCAGAAUCCGGAGACAGUAUUGGCUCUAUGUCAGAAGAUCGCAACCUUCUAUAUAGCGUUGAUGCAUAUAGGUCUCAAAGAUUUAAAGAAACUGAUCGUCCUUCAAUAAAGCAAAUCAUUGUUCGCAAAGAAGAUGUUACUUCUAAAUUAGAAAUGAAAAAGAAUGGCCCAUCUGAUCAAGUCAAUAUCAAAAAGAAAAUGCAGGAGCUGAAUAAUGAGAUCAACAUGCAGCAGACAGUGAUUCAUCAAGCCAGUCAAGCUCUGAACUGCUGUUUUGAUGAGGAACAUGGAAAAGGGUCACAAGAAGAAGCAGAGGCAGAGAGACUUCUUCUCCUUGCAACUGAGAAGAGAACUGCUUUAUUGGAAGAACUGAAUAAACUGAAGAGUGAGGGACCUCAUAGUAAAAGAAAUAAAGCUGCUUCUACAUCCACUGAAUUUGCUCCAUCCAGGGGAUCUGUUUCCAUUUCAGAAAUGCGUCUACCUCUAAAAGCAGACUUUGUGUGUGGUACGGUUCAAAAGCCAGAAGCAGCAAAUUACUACUAUGUAAUAAUACUGAGAUCUGGAGCAGAAAACAUGGUUGCAACUCCAUUAGCAAGUACUGCCAGCUCCCUGAAUGGAGACGCUCUUACUUUUACUACGACAUUUAUUAUGCAUGAUGUGUCAAAUGACUUUGAAAUAAAUAUAGAAGUUUACAGUUUGGUGCAGAGAAAAGAAGUUACAAGCACUGAUAAAAGGAAAAAGGCAAAUAAAUCUAAGGUUAUCACUCCAAAGAGGUUAUUAACAUCUAUUACCUCUAAAAGCACCCUUCUUACUCCAGCCAUGGCCAGUCCAGGUGGCCCUAAUGCUGUACGCACUACUAAUUUCAUCCUUGUUGGAUCCCACAAGCUAUUGCUGUCUUCUGUAGGAAAUGCCAAAUUUGCAUUGGACAAGGUUCCUGUUUUGUCUCCUUUGGAAGGUCAUAUAUAUCUAAAGUUAAAAUGCCAAGUGGACUGCUCUAUGGAGGAGAAAGGGUUCUUGACUAUGUUUGAAGAUGUUAGUGGGUUUGGAGCAUGGCACAGGCGCUGGUGUGUGCUGUCUGGAAAUUGUAUAUCUUACUGGACAUACCCAGAUGAUGAAAAACGAAAGCAUCCUUUGGGCCGGAUAAACUUGGCUAACUGCACUAAUCAUGAGAUCGAACCUGCCAAUAGGGAGUUCUGUGCCCGUCCCAACACUUUUGAACUAAUAACUGUCCGACCUCAGAGGGAGGAUGACAGAGAGACUCUUGUCAGCCAAUGCAGAGACACACUCUGUGUUACAAAGAACUGGCUGUCUGCUGAUACUAAAGAAGAGCGUAACCUUUGGAUGCAAAAGCUCAACCAAGUCCUUGUUGACCUUCGCAUGUGGCAGCCUGAUGCCUGCUACAAACCUAUUGGAAAGCUUUAAACUCAGGAAGGGAAAUAUGAAGAAAAUAUGUAUGCAAAAACCCACAUGAACUACACAAAAAAAACUUAAAUGAAAAUGUGGGAAGUCCUCUGGGUCACUUAUGCUUUAAAUUUGAGAGAGUAUUUAACAUUAUACAGGACUAUGUUAUGCAGUAUUUUUAUUUCACUUUAAGAAUUUUAAAACUCUUUUACUUCCUAGCUUUUAAGUAUGGUAGGAAGCAAUUAGCUGUUUCUAAAUGUGCUAAAUAUUUAUGUAACUCCUUUUUUGGAAGUGUUUUUUAGCUAAGUACAUUCUCUUCUUCAAACAACUAAAUUAUUGCAGGAAAUCACACUUCAGGGCAGGAAGAGGGGGCAAGCUAGUGAAAAAAACAAGCCUACUAGAUAACUCAGCUCCCUGAAAAAAUCAAUAGCUCAGAGUUCUCUUACAAGGAUGGAGCUGAAGCACAAGACUUAAUAUUGGAGCAUUUGUCAGGUUUUUUUGUAAUGAUCAGGCACAGAAGUUACUAGUAAAUUUUAUUCUACAACAUGCAAUAUAGAUAUUUCUUGCUUGCACGGUGUCCUUGUCAGAACAAACAUACACAAUAUAUUCAUACUUCUUUUGCAAUUUCUCAUACAAACUUCUAUGGAUAAGUGCAUGGCAUGUAUACUAUAUGGUUUACAGGUGUGGAAUUAUGUAUGCAGUAUAUUGCACUUUGAUAGAAAUGAAAGGUCUUGAAUAUUUUUGUUAGGACUGAGAUAUAACAAAAAACAAACAAACAAAUUAGGUUUAGGGUUGUAUAUGUCAGUAUUUCCUGGGACUCAUGGUUUGUACAAGCUACAAUUCUCCUCCAUUUGAGAACCAGGAAUAGGUUGUAAAAGUGCUUUUUUUUUUUUUUUUUUUUUUAAAAAAAACACUACAAAGCUGCUAUGUACCAGCUAAUACUCUGCUGGCCUAAAGUAUGGGUAUUCCUCCCCCUCAUAGACAUGUCCAUAAAUGCAAAUAAAAACAGUACUUCAGAACCAUCAUUAAAAUGGCAAAACUUCUCAGUUGAAACUUGCAAUUUUCACAGCUUUUUGCUGGGCUUAGUGAAAUACUAUCUCAUUACUUCACUAUUGUGAAUACAAUAGUGGAAUACUUAAAAUUGCUAUUGCUGUUAUAUAUUCACACUUGAAACACUAAAUUCUGUUAGCUUAUACUAUUUUCAUCCUGCCACUUUUGUACUUGCUUUUAAAUCUAGUUUUCUUUUUCUGAUGUCUUUAAAUGUUUCCAAACUAUGUAUUGAGAUUUAUUUUAUUCAUUUAAAAUAAAGAAUAAGACACUUUCUGCUUCUUUCAUAAUGUCAUCUAUGUGUUUGAGAUACUAGUUUGUAGGCUAGAAGAAGAAAAGCUGGACUCCACACAGUGUUUAAGAAAGGAUUCCAUUCAGUAUGUGUAUCCCAAAAUACCACUUGAUUUGGGAAGAUAAUGUGAUGCCUCAGGGGUAGCUAGCACCAAAUUUUGUAGUGGGAAGCCAGAUUGUCCAUGGGCAGUUUCCAUGAAUUGCUUUGUUCAUAUAUGAAUGUAGAAGCUGCUAGAGACCAGCAGUUCAUCAAGUAUGGAGAGGCGAGAUGGUUCUUUUCUCUUGUGAUAGAGACAUGGCAGCAGAGUAGCAAUAGACCAUGGAAAGUGGAACAGUAAAUUUUGUCUGUGAAUACACAGUAGGCUGUCUACUUUUAACUUUGAAGUGGAUAUUAAUAAAAAAAUCAUUAAAUAUAAAAUUAUGAAAUGAAUCCAUAGAAAGAUCUUAAGAAUGGAACUGGAUAUAUCUAAGGGAAUGACACAUUUUUAUUUAGGUUAAUUGGGCUAUUAUCCAUUGUAGAAACUAAUCUGUGUGUGUUCAUUGCCCAAGAUGAAAAAUUAUCCUCAUCAAGGAAAGGUAUAAUGUGUAAUGGGUGAUGUAAGUUAGAAAAGCUGACCUGGAUGGUGAGUUCUAGACACAAGCUGUCAGUGGCAAUGAUGUGCUACUGUAGCCAGCAGAAGUGUGUGACGCUAGCUGAGCAGCAAGCCUGCAUUUACAGCGUUACUGACUUGCACUGCUGUGUACCUUCUCCCCUCCUGCAUGCCCCUGCUCUUUUAAGGGUGAGCUGUGGAAAAUUUUUCAAAAAUGUUGGCAAGCAUUUUUUUUUUCCAUAUUUGUUGGAGAUCCUUUUCGAAGAGGCCAGACAGCGUGAAUUCAAUAGCUUCAGGUAGCUAUAGAUGUUCUAUACCUCAAAAAUAGUUCCUACUGUCUGAUUUCAAACAAAGCUUUAAGUUUUGUAAAAAUGGUUUAUGAACAGAAUAACCUCAAAAAACCCCUUCCUAUUUGCAGUGCAUUGGAACUAGCCAGUGACAUAAUUCUUCCUCUAUUCAGGUGCUCUGACUCUCCCCCCAAAAAGACCUUGAUAGUACAGAUUUCUAGAAGAAAUGGUCUGCUAUAAAGUUUGAAUUUCAUGAAACUACUUAGCUUUCUGAGAGAAACUUCUUUUUUUUCCUGCUUAUUUCUCUCUUCCCCAUGCAUUUGUCACAUUCAACCAACCUAGGCACCAGGAGAUAGUUAAACUAAUGGAAUAGACUAGGAUUCAUAGUUUGUAACUGCUUUAGAAUAAAUAAGCUUUUUCAGAAGCAUUUCUUUAAAUAUAGGACAUUUAUUUUUAGAGUGGUACUGAUAAGUGAUGGAUGGUUGGGGGUGCAGAUCUUCAGCUGGUUUCUGCAUUCUUUGAAAUAAUGGAGAGACACAGCAGUUGUAAAAGCUGACAGCUUAAUAGGCCUGAAAUUCAUCUUUAUUUGCAAAUGGUUACUACAUUAGUUACAAAUCAAAUUUCUGCAUCCAGCCUAAUUCUGAACUGCAGAGCUCGCCUCUGAGGCAUGAGGACAUAGGGUUUGGUUAGUGCUCCUUCAGCCAGUCAUGAAUUCCCUCAGAGACCCUGUAUCAUGUAUGGAGCAAUUAUACUGGGCAAAUCACAGAGCUUUGCUUUGGGGUUCAGCUGUGUGGGUUUCAGGUUGUUUUUGAGAAGAUGCUGUUCUAAUUUUAUAAGAAAGCUUUUUUUUUUUUCCAUUGUUCAGAAAUUCAAGAUGUUCACUAAUAAGAAACUCUAUAAAUGGAAAAUGCUUUGCUCUGGGCAAUGAAGCUUAUUUUAGCUGAGGAAAUUUCAGUUUUAGUAGCUUGUAAAACUCCUAAUUGGCGUUAUUAAAUCCCAACCUCAAAUGAAAUACAAUCAUUUGCAAUGAAAUUGCCUGAAAAUUUGGCUUCUAAACACAUACUGUUCCCUUCCCCCUUUUAAUUGCUACAUUUCUGUAUUUUGGUGUAGAGGAAAUUAUCUGAUAUUCUGUAAUUAUUGUCUGUGCUGUACUUGGUCUAUAGUAAAACCAUGUGGAUGCA